Messenger RNA from Porites lobata, 6040 nucleotides. The record is from the annotation of a GenBank genome assembly. Lineage: Eukaryota; Metazoa; Cnidaria; Anthozoa; Scleractinia; Poritidae.
AUGACAGAAGCUAGAAAUUUCUAUUCGUCUUACAUCGCCCUUUGCGUCUUAAACGGUUUCUUGUGCUGCAUUGCGAUCAUUCUGAAUGGUAUCACGAUCCAUGCCAUAAGAAAAACUUCAUCUUUGCCAAAUACUCUAAGAAUAUUGCUCCUAAGCCUAGCUUUUUCUGAUCUUGGUGUUGGUCUACUGGUACAGCCUCUAAACAUUGCAUUUUUCGUCAUGGAGAUGGGACCAAACGCUGAAAGCAACCCCACCUACAAGAUCACAGCCUAUGUGCAAAGGGUCGUUGUAAAUCUCUUUUAUUAUGCUACUUUCUUUGACAUUUUAGCUCUUAGUGUAGACAGAUUUUUGUCUAUUUAUCUUCAUCUUAGAUACCAGGAACUUGUAACCCACAAGCGUGUUGUUGCUGUUGUGAUUUCAAUAUGGAUUUCAAGCUCAUUUAUUUCUUCUAUUCACUUUUGGAUAACAACUGAUAUCAUUCGUGACGCUAUUUAUCUAACCAUUGAGCUAGCUUGCCUUUUGACUACAACACUCCUUUACUGCAAGAUCUAUUUAGCGGUUAAACGUCACAAAAGGCAGAUUCAAGCCCUUCAGAUACAGCAGCAAGCACAAAAUGAAACCGUUGGAUAUCGGGGGAGAUUUAAGACUGCCAUAGCAGCAUUUUACAUAUACCUGGUGUUUCUUGCUUGUUAUCUGCCGCAUAAUUGUUCAUACGUCUCCAGGGUUAUAACUGGUUCUUACAGUUUAGAUGGUUUGGUAAGACAUUUAGUUAGAUAUACUUUGACCCUGACGUGGCUGAAUUCAUCUCUUAAUCCUCUUAUCUACAGCUGGAAGAUGAAACAAAUUCGCCUCACGAUUAAGAAUAUUUUCCAAAAUAUUCUACCGAUCACUUGAGCUUUUUAAUUCGUCGUUGCGGCAUGGUGAUCCGUAGCAGACCUUUCAAGGCAAUGAACUACGUUCGCUCGAGUCAUCUCCGUCUCCAUGUGUGUGAAAGAUGUCAUCCAGAGACUAACUCUGGGUGCAAAGUCUUGGAAGCCUAAUCAAGUCUAGCCUUCGAACGCCUACUUCUCGAGGGGAGAGAAGCGACGACCGGAAAUACGUCUGCGUUCGCAGGCUACUAGGGAGCUUAAGCAAAGACGUUUUUGAGCGACGCACGUCAACCGGAAGUGAGGCCUUCUCCCUUUUUAUAUGCCUGGACACUAUUAAAUUUGUAUUGCUGAGUUUCUUUUCUCCUAUAAAGACGAUUUACCCAAGGGUUUCAACCAAACCACGGCCCAAUGCUGCAAAAAAUCCACUUCCGGUUGACGUCCGUCGCUCAAAAACGCUGUUGCUUGAGCUCCCUACUAUUAAACCGUGCGCUUGGGUUUAAGGACUUCUGGAGCCAGGGUCUUCUGGUGACUGACAAUUACAAAUGAUACGGCUAUGCCUGCACGAUGUUAAGCAGAAAUCGGACUCUUCAAUAGAUCAGAGCAUCGCCGCCGCAAAAGACUAACCUUAACUUAUAAUACAGUUUGCGGUUCAGCUGGUAUCUCUCAAGAAACUCUUAUUAUUUGGAGAAAAAGUGGAAGGAAGGACUAAGGCGUGCCAAGAGAGUAAAUUUCCUGUAUUUAAUUCAAGCCCGUAACGCUGGUUUCCUUUUUGCAGUAGGUAGUCGGUGAAGAAUGUGAUCCGUCUCCUUUCAUGUUACAAAAAGGUUUUGUAAAUACUGCAAAGGCAAUUUUGAAGAACAGCCUAUGAUAAAAACGAUGUAAAAUUAGCCACCAAGUUAUAUAGGGUCUCAAUGGGGUGCUUUGACGGCUGACGGUAAAUUGUUUCCAAUUUUGACGGUUGACGGUUAUUAAGUGGUCUUAAUUUCAGAUAUCAGCAGGCUGUAAGGUCUUUUAGUGUCUAGAAAAAGUGUUUUUUUUUUUUUUGAGAACAUGGGAACCGGUUUUUCCAGUUUAUAGAGGUUAUUCAGAAGCCAGAAUCCCGUGAAGAUCAGCCAAAAUAGUGAGAUUUGAAAUACCGUGAAACUUUUUGACGGUUAAUCUUAAUCUGCAUUUUUGACGGUUGACGAUAUAAAAUAACUUUUCUUGACUGUUGACGGUUAAUUUUUCGGGCCGUUUGACGGCUGACUGUGAACCUCAUUGAGACCCUCCUUAUAAUCUUCUGAGUUGCAGAAAUUUGAUCCCGAUAUAAACACUGAAGUUAGAUUUAGAUUUAGAAUUUAUCGUCCAUCAGAUGAUUUUGUAUAAAUGUAAAAUUCUUUAGCCAAAAUGUAACAUAAAGCCUUUCGUGAUAUUUUUUUCGUAUUAGUAUGGACCUCCUUUUGCUAGAAACAACUUGGUAGGAAUUGUUAUUUGUCAAUGAUACAUACUGCUUUCUGCUGCUACCAUUCAGGAGUAACUUCAAGCUGUGCAGCGCAUGUUUAUCAUUAAUUAUAAAAUAACUGAGAUAGUACGCGUGAUCUGGUUGGUCAAAAACCUAUGGUUUAUUAUAUCGGUAAACCCAUAGAAAAAGGCAUCCGGACCACGAGCCAUAAACAAAACCGUCUAUUGAUCUACAAACAAUGAUUUAGAAAGGCUAAAAAACAGAACAAGUUACUUAUAUACCUUCUUAAUAUCAAAAGCGUUGGUUUCCACAUUUUAUUACUGCCAUAGCUUUAGAAGUAAUAAAGUACAAAGCUGGAAAGCAGUUUACAUUUCACGACGAUGCCAAGGGCAGAGAAAGACAACAACUGUGUGAAUUUCUGGUGUAGAAAGUCUCCAGGAAAACUUAACCAUGUGCCAACCAGCAACAAAACGAAUAGUUUUAGCAUUCUUGAUUUAUUUUAUGUCAAAACUAAAUUCCAUAAUGAAAGAAAUUGUUCGAAAAAGAGAUCUCUGAUCAAGAUAUAGUACAAAAUCGGCCGCUGUAGGUUGUAAACAAGCUGCCAAAGAUGAUGAAAGAUGUCAGAGUUUCGGGCUGGUUUUUUUCCGACAUUUGCAUAAAUUAUUCGGCGAUUAUCGAUGCCAUAAUCUACCUCAAACCACCUGACUUUACAAAUCGACAAAUAUGAACGCCAAUGUGUGGCUACGGCAAAGAAACCUUUCUCCACCACUGACAUAUUUCCAUCGGUCGCUGUACGUGCAUAUAAAGUUACAUGCGACAACUUCGCAAAUGCAGCCACGUCGUUACCGCAGCAUUUCUUAAUCAUAAUAAAGUCCAGUACAGAUCAUAAACCACUGCGGCUUGUAAAAUGUGAAUGAAGUCCUCCAUUACAAUAGCUGCCAGUUCCGUCUGUAAGCACGAAAUUCUUACAGAUCGACUCAACAAAAUACAGCUGCAUACAGUCUGAUGUUCAAUUAAUUUCUACUUCUGUAGUAAACAAACCAUGAACGUAUUCUUUCAUUGUACGUUCGCAUGAAUAUGUGUUGACUUUUCCUGUAAAACAGCUUUCAUUUCACUCGAAAAGCUUGUAAAUCACUCGCCUUCGGCUCGUGAUUUACAAGCUUUUCUCGUGUUCUCCCAACAUCCCGCGUGGGUUAUCACGCCGGUAAACCCAUAGAAAGUGUGGUCUAUUGCUUAACUAAUAUAUAAGCUAACCAUUAAAACAAAGGAUCAAACGCCGUGAAUAUAUUUGAAAGUUGAUAAAGCUGUCAAAUUUAAGUGCAAAACUUGGACAGACUCUAAUAUUGAUUCCAAAUAUUUGUUAAGGUAAAAGGUCCUUAUCAUUCAGACGUCUGUAACUCGUGUACUUCAACUGACAAACCUGAUCGAUCGAGAUAAACGGUGCGUUUAUUUCUAAAACCCCCUCCCUCCAUCGGCAGUGCUCUGUUUUACGGGUAUAUAAAGCUACCUAAAGCUAUACACGGAAAGAAAAUAAGUCGAAACAAGGAUUUGAGGUCACACCUGGCAAUCGAACUCGGAACAUCCUGCACAGAAAGCCACGCACCAAGCAAAUGUGCUGAAUUGCUCGCCCUAUUUCUCAGUCCUUUUCUGAUCGGAUGAAAUGCCCCCAAAAAUUCAUACAGUACCUGUGUCAAAAAUUUUGUAUAUUCACAAGCAGUUGAGUGCCUACAAAAAAUUCAUGCACGGGAAGUUCCAUGCAUAGUAUUUAUUAAAGGGUAAAGUAAUAGAAAAAACAAGGUACCAUAUGCCGGCCAUAACAUAUAUCUUGUUUUCUAAGCAAAAAUUAAACUUCCAUACGAUAUGUUAUCCCGGCAGAACCAACACUUUGUAAUCGGUUUAACUUUCUAGUCUUCUAGGAUAAGGACGAAAAAACGGAGACCCCGUCUCACAACACUCUCACUUAUCUGGUUCUAGUGGACGUAAAAGAACCCGGCCACACCACUGUUCGAAAACAGUAGGGGACGAAGACCGCGGGGUGCAGCCAACGUACUUUCCCGGGCUGGGUGGGUUAUCUGUAAGGAGAGAUCUUAAUGUAGGGAUAAAGAUCCUCCUUCGAAUUCAAGUGUCGUAAUGGAUAACUGUAAAAAGUGUAUGCAUGUAUGUCUGUUAUACCGGAUAUUAUUCCUCACAAAGUAUACCAGGUAUACUGUGCUAUACCAUCCGGUCUCUCUUUCUUUCUUGCAGACAAGAAGGCCUUAAAAAAAAUCGUGCACCAAAAAUUUUUACCUCCCCUCCGGUUACGUCCCUAAGGGAACACCCAUCGAUAUUUUGUGGGCGUUUUUAAUAAAACAAUUACUCCACUCGUCCUGCUCAGUCCAAUCGCACUUAUUGGAUAUGAGAUGACCAUAGCCGCCAACUUGGCGCUUACCCGUAGCCAAAAUGCCAUCAUACGACUUUAAGAGUGCGAAGUGAGCUGACUUACCAGUUCACUUAAAUGUUCUCGAAAUCAGCCCUCAUUAUUUUUUUAUGGGUUUUUAAAACUUGGUUUUCGUGUCGUGGUGGUGUUUGGUUUUUGUUUUUGUUUUUGUUUUUUGUUAAUUCUGCUUAUUCAAAAAAAGUAAUAAGUCCUUCUUUAAUUAUCCCCUGAAUGAUUAAAAAGUCAUUCAGAAAGGACAUGCAAACAGCGCACAUGUUUCGAGAGCUAUUUCAAAACAUCCACUUAAAACCAGCACUCAGAACCUUCCAUUUUUCCUUCUUUGGACUCUUUAAACGGCUCAAUCGCAAGUUCAUGUUUAGAUUAUAGGAAGUACAUCGCUGACUGCAAAAGCGCAAUGACAGAACCAAACCUUUUCUAUCCGUCUAACAUCGUCCUUUGCGUUGUAAAAGUUCAAUUGUGCCUUUCUGCCAUCAUGCUGAAUGGCAUCUCAAUCCAUGCCAUCAGGAAAACGUCGUCGCUACAAAAGACUCUGAAAAUCAUGCUGCUGAGUCUUGCUGUUCCUGAUCUUGGCGUUGGCUUACUGGUGUAUCCUUUGGCGAUUGUAAUUACACCCUGGAGAUGACUUCCAAUGCCCAAAACAAUCCAGCUUAUAUGGUUAUACUCACCUUAUUUCAGGUCCCCUUGAAUCUGUUUUAUUAUGCUACUUUCUUCGGCGUGACUGCUCUCAGUGUAGAGAGAUUCUUGGCCAUUUUUUUUCAUCUUAGAUACCAGGAACUAGUAACCUCCAAGCGUGUGGUUGCUGCUGUGAUCUCAAUAUGGAUCUCAUGUGCAUUUCUUUCGUGUAUUCAGUUUUGGACCGCACCACUCAUUCGUAACGUUGUUUAUGUAACCAUUGAACUGGCUUGCCUCUUAACCACAGCACUCCUUUACUACAAAAUUUAUGAAGCUGUACGACGCCACGCAAGAGAGAUUGAAUCCCUUCAGACAGAGACUCUUGGCGGGGACAUCACAAGGACAACUCGGCGAUUCAAGUCUUCCAUCGGAACAUUUUAUAUAUAUCUCGCUUUUCUUGCUUGUUACCUGCCACAUAAUCGCACCUAUCUUGCCAGGCUUAUAUUGAGUUCCUGUAAUAACCUGGGUUUGUUACGGCACUUGAUGCUAUACACUUCGACGCUUACAUGGCUCAAUUCAUCUCUAAAUCCUCUGAUUUACACCUGGAAGAUGAAACCAGUUCGCUUGGCAAUAAGAAAUAAUCUGCAGAAUAUCCUAAUAAAUAGAUUCAGCCGAGGCUAA